Elgaria multicarinata webbii is the source of this 3428-nucleotide messenger RNA. RefSeq lists its product as uncharacterized. Bases 1 to 2229 code for a protein of 742 amino acids. The record is from RefSeq and is a predicted model, not a curated record. Lineage: Eukaryota; Metazoa; Chordata; Lepidosauria; Squamata; Anguidae. The transcript has 17 exons.
AUGGGUCUAGAACACCCGCUGCUCCAGGAGAGAGGUGAAAUACUCCAGAGGCCACAAACUCAGCAGGGGAACUCCAGGCAGCACAAAGAACGGCUCUUGGGGUUCAUCCUGGAUAGAGUGAAAGGUGCCCCACUGGGAGAUGGGGCCAUUCGGCUGACAGGUUAUCACCAGAAAACCGGUCAGGUAACCUUCCAGGAUGUUAUACUUCAGGAGGACAUGAUCCUGGUUGCUCGCUUUUACCACUGGCCCAGUGGGAGGACAGCAUCCACCCCGUGGGACAAAGGAUUGAAGUCUCAGUAUCAGCCACUACUGGAGAGCGAAAAAUGGCUAGCUGCCUGGACUGUGGUCAGACUGACUAAGCUGUCUGAAUCCUGUAAAGUGAUGGUUGCCGGUGCAAUGAAAGAAGGACAUGGAAUUCCUCUGUGGAACACAGGGACCCAUACACUGACUCUGUUCCAUGCUCCUGUGCCACCUGUAUCAGCCUUGUCAGUGAUGUCAGCAGAACAGAAGCACCAGGACUACAAGAUGUAUGGCGAUGCUACCUUGAGGCUGCACAUCUUCAGCACCCAGAAACCUGAGCUGCCCUUCCCACCAGAGUCACCAUCUGCACUUGAUUCUGUAAAAAUGUGGCCCCGUGAAGCUUUUAUUCAUCAUGUUAGGGAGAUACCUUCUAUAGAGCCCUUCGGUCCUGGUGAUGGCUUUGACCUGUACAUCGAUGGAGCCCGCUUCCUGCCUGAUGAUGUUACUAUUAUAUAUCUUCCGCUUCCUUUCAGAAUUGGUCCAGACAUUUACACUGGAAUUGACUUGAAUAGCAGCAUCUUUGACCCAAUUUACAACUACUCAAUCGAAAUCCGAGAGCCAGCGAUACCACCUUGCGCAACUCUCCUAUUGAAGGUUUAUUCCAUUGAUCGCUCAAGUUCCAGUCUCAUCCAGAUUGGCUGGGCAGCGCUCAACCUUUUUGUGGAAUCUGGAACAUACACAGCGCUUGAACCAGGGGCCAAGGGGAGCCAGGUCUCUCUAAAUGAUGGUGCUCACCAGCUUCGUAUUUUUCACAACAGUCCUUGUCCAGCCCAGCCCUUCUCUACCAGUACUCUGACUUCAAUAGGACGGUAUGUGCCCUGUGCAACCCUAUUGGUGAGACUUCUCAAGGCUCCUGUGGAUUCCAGUCAUCAAACACUGCAAAGAAACAUGGUCUCCAAGACAAACUGGGUCAAAUUAGGCCUUUUCCAGCCCAGACCUGAAUAUUUUGAUGGAGUCUAUUACUCUGACUCCGCCAAGCCUACAACAGGAGAAAGUUGUCUCUAUGAAGCCAUGGCAAACAGGUCAGUUGUUUCAGUCCGGGAAUGUGUUCACCAGCUUACUGGACAUAGUAAGAACCGAAGUACAGAUGAUGAAAUCUCCACUUGGAUCCACAAGAAACUAACACGUGUACCAGGCAGCAGUCCGCAACCUUUCAACCUCACUUACGUUUCAAGAUACAUCCCAACCUAUGGCAUCAAGUUUGCAGUGGAAAGAGCCAUGAAUUUACCCUGGCCUGGUUUGACAAUGGUCCAUUUUUGCUUCAAUCCACCUGGGGCAUUUUACUUUGGGAGCCAAUGGCUGAAGUAUGAUUACCCCAUCUUUGUUGAGGAGCUUGAUAUAAAUAGCUACCAACAUUGUCCUGCAUGGCUUGAUGGCUUCAAGGCUUGUCCCCACAGAGCUUACCAUGAAUAUUCAACUGUUAUAAUCCACCUAUAUGAACAUGUGGUGGUGAAUCCAGCCAGAGAUGCUUUGGAUGAAAAGGAAAAUGUCCAAGCAGCACAGAGAAGAGCAAUGCUGAAGGGGGAACGGUUAAGUUACCCUCUGGAAAGUCAGGCAUGGACUGUUCUCCAUGUGUUCUCUAGAGGUUACUGCAACACUGGGAUUUACCAGCUGCCCUUAUACAAGGGGGCUCCCAGCCAGAUCAUGUUGGCUUCCUUAUCCCAAGGGAAAUGCAGCAGCAUUAUGAAGAGCAUGCUCCAUAAGAAAGUGAUUCAGUUGGUGCCAGGUGCAUCUGUGAUUGUGUGUAUAGCUGAUGGGAGAUGGAAUGAAAAAUUCAGAUAUUCAUUGUUGGACAUUGAUCAAUCCUAUCUGCCAAAAAAAGCACUAGAUCUGUACAACAAGGAAUCCUCUGGAGUAAAAAUUGCAGAAUUAAUGCCACAGACAGCAUCACAAAAACAGACAAAGCUGUUGACUUUGGAACAAAUUUAAAGAGAAGCCAAAAGACACGUCAUACACUGGAAGACCCAUUAGAACUAUUGCAGAAGCGCACUAGCAUAGUUUGCAAAGAUCUUGCAGCCUGAAAUGGAGGUUACUGUCUCAAAGCUAUCCAUAUCAAAGGGUCUACAAUCCCAUGAAUAUUGUCAUCACAGCAACCAAGAAUCCUGGCAGUAAAUGGGGGUGAAAUAUCUUGUCAAGAGAUGCCAUGGUAUCUUGGUUUUUAAUUGGCCAUCUUCCCUAUUAAUAGCUAAACUAGAUUGCUAAGCAAGGCUUUGCUCCUGUAUAACUCAUCCUGGUACAGCCCUCCAUUACACUGAUUAGGAAUGGAUUUCCUAAACCUCCUGUAUACUUCCCAUAAAAUGGAUUAGUUCUAGCUUCCCUGCAUGCCACCGGAUGCACUGGCCUGUUUCCUCAACAGAAUUCUACUCCAACCCCUUCUUCAGUCUCUACUCUUCUCCUUACAGGUGUCCUCUACAGCAGCACGUAUGUAAUUAGCCUCUUACUCCAGAACUGCAUCAACUUUCAGGACUAAUUAAAGAACAAAAAUUGGUCUCAUUUGUAAACAGAUCAGCUGUAGGAAAAGGAAUUUAGUGUGUUGGAUUGGACUUUCAGGAAAGGAUGUUAUUUAGAACUAAAAAAGGCUAAUGGUGAAAAAUAUUCAUUAUACACAAAUGAUGUCCUGUGCCAGGAUGGGUGCAAAGAGCCUGCAUAUGCCAUGAGAGCUGCAAAACCCAGGACUGGAUUGGAGGGAGCUUAUUCAAUUCAACACUGUUGAGCAGUAUUAAUUUGAAGAAAUUAGGCUUGUGGGAGAGCAGUGCCAUUGGUUCUGUAAAACCUUUCUCCUUAGUUAACAGGCAAGCUGGACUUGCUUCGGAGGGAACCCUUUCAAAAUAUUCCCACUAAUAAGCUGUUGGCAAUAACAUUCUAGCACAAUUUGCAGAGCCUAGUUGCAUAUAUUCAGACAGCCUUCUCUGCCAUCUGAAUGCAUGAUGGGUACCACAGAAAAGACCUUCUCAUUCUUGGUGCCUCAAUGGUAGAAUGCUUUGAGGGAGGCUUGACUGGCCCCUGUUCUAAUGCUUUUUAUCUCAGGCCUUUUCAUUUGAUAUUGUUGUAGGUUUGUUUGUUUUAUUCUGCUCCUAGCAGUUUUACUGUACAGUAUGUUUAGUUUGAUUGUGCUUUAAAAUUUCAUA